Zasmidium cellare ATCC 36951 is the source of this 993-nucleotide messenger RNA. RefSeq lists its product as uncharacterized. Lineage: Eukaryota; Fungi; Ascomycota; Dothideomycetes; Mycosphaerellales; Mycosphaerellaceae. Gene Ontology annotation, cellular component: cytoplasm; nucleus. The record is from RefSeq and is a predicted model, not a curated record. The transcript is spliced from 5 exons. Bases 1 to 993 code for a protein of 330 amino acids. Gene Ontology annotation, molecular function: RNA binding.
AUGAGCGCAAUUGCAAGCAAGAACCUCUACGACCUCCUGGGCAACGACCCGGAGCUCGACCCGGACAGGGAGCCCGAGCCGCCAACCAAGGUCAUCGACAAGCCAGUCGCACGAACCGGCAAGCGCAAUGCUGGCGCAGAGGGGCCUGCUAAGGACACCCCCCGUCCAGCCGCUGGCGGACGCGGUGGCAGCCAGCAGACAAGAGGCGAUCAAGAGCCACGUGAGUUCCGCGGCGGCGAAGGCCGUGGUCGGGGACGUGGUGGACGUGGACGUGGUCGCGGUGGUGCACCACGCGAUGACCGUCACAGCCAUACUGGCAUUGGCGAACAUGAGAAGCAGGCCGCUCACGGAUGGGGCGCCGAGGACGGCAAUGCCGAAUGGGCGGACGAGAAAGCCGGAGAUGCGAUUGCAAAGGCUGAGGCCAAUGACGACGCCGGCUUCACCCCUGACACCGCUGGACAGGACCCAGCCUUCAGCAACGGCCCAGAGGCCCCCACUGCCGCCGAAGAGGUUGCUGAGCCGGAAGAGAAGACCAAGUCCUACGACCAGUACCUUGCCGAGCAGGCUGAGAAACGCGCAGCGCUAGGUGGAGACGUUUCUGUGCGCAAGCCAAACGAAGGCUCUUCGACCAAGUUCCCAGAAGGCAAGGCCUUGUCCAGAAACCCAGAUGCUGAGAACUUCUUCAUCGGCAGCGGAGGCAAGUCAAAGAAGGCAAAGGAUGCCCAGGACAAGAAGGAGCGUGUCGCUCUCGAUGGCCAGUACUACGCUGCUGCCGACUCUGGAGACCGUGGUGGCAGAGGCGGCCGUGGUGGCGGACGUGGUGGCCGUGGCCGUGGCGAGUUCAGAGGCGAGCGUGGUGGCCGUGGACGUGGCGGCCGUGGUGACCGUGGCGACCGUGGUGACUUUAGAGGAGCACCUCGCGGUGAUCGUGGCGGCGCACGCGGCGGCUUCAAUGCCACCGACGCUUCUGCUUUCCCAGCACUGGGAGCUUAA